This is a messenger RNA of Caenorhabditis briggsae, 2106 nucleotides long. Bases 1 to 2106 code for a protein of 701 amino acids. Lineage: Eukaryota; Metazoa; Nematoda; Chromadorea; Rhabditida; Rhabditidae. The transcript has 9 exons. The record is from RefSeq and is a predicted model, not a curated record.
AUGGGAGAUGCUCCAGAAAAAAAGCGACGAAAGCUGACGACAGCUCUGAAAGAUGCGAUCGGUGUAUAUUCUCAAAAACCAGAAGAAAACACCGAGAAACCGAUUGCUCUCGCUUUAAUCAGUGACAACAAGUCAGCUCAAGAUCUACUAGAUAAAAUUCAAGCAUCUCGUCGUCCGCAAGCGAUUCUCGAGGUUGCACUGAAGAUUUGUAGAGAGAAAAAAUCUGAGGCUCAUAUUGAGGAAGCAUUCCUAUCAAUUUUCCGGAAACAUUUUUCUAUCCUUGGAAUCGAUUCCGCCAUUGCUUGUUGGAAGUUGAUUCAGGAUAAUCUAAAUGAGUCAGGAUCCUUAAGCGAAAUUCUGAUCGCCACCGAGUUCAUCAACUCAUCAAACCUUCUCGGUCAUGGAUUUGGCAAACUGUUGCAAGAAAUCAAAUCAGGCCUGCCAUUGGCUAUUCAGAAGUCGUGGAAUGAACAUCGCAGAGCUGAUUCCUUGGCUCUCGCUUACGCACUAAUUUCACUGGUCUUGGCUGAAAAUGCAUACGGAGAUAAUAAUUCAAAAUCAGAAGAUGUUUUCGAGUACUGGAAGAAAUCAGUGCUUGUGGAAAAGUCGAUGAAGAAAGACUACGGAAUGAUGAUGAUUAGUUCUUUGACUGGAGACGAAUCUUUUCAAAAGUCCCUUUCUUCCGAAAACGAGAUUCCUGAAGACGAGCUGCAAUUACUCUCAAAAAUAUACACCAACCACUUGGAGUUCUUUAGCAACACACUCCAUCAAUCAAACUGUGUUCAAUUGCUUUCGAAAUCUAUCCAGUCUGGUUUACAGUCGAAUCAGUUGAUGUCUCUAUCGAAUCGUUUAACCACCUCUGAAGUUCAAAUAACAUCUGUUAUCUAUCAAGCGGUGGCUGUUGCCUUCCGAUGCUUCUUUGAAGCUACCAAUGCCGAUAUAGUCUCAAUUGAUGACUUCGAAUCUUUGAAGAUGAAAGAAUUGGCGAAGUACCUUUCUACGAUCUCCGAAAUCAAAAGCCGCCGAAACGUUUCUAGCAGAAAUGCCAAGAAACUAGCUGAUUUUCUAGAUUUUAUUAUCUCCGUCGCUGACAAAUCAUACGAUAGCAACUAUCUUGCAGCUCUCUCGAUACUUGUUUUGAAUAUUGCGAUGGUUUUCGAAGAUGAAAGAGGAUGGAAUGUUGGUAGAGAAAUCUUGAAGGACGUUCCAAUGAAUGCACUCGAAAGACUAGUAAAAGGAGCCAAAGGAUUGGAUAACCAAAUCGAAAAAGCUCUGAAAAGUGUUAAGAAAUCAGCCGACGAGAAGCAUGCCCCAAAGAAGUUUGUGAACAGAACAGCACCAGAAGUCAUUGAAAAACUCGAGUCAUCCGAUCUAUCGGUUGACGAGUCGAUUGAAUUAUUAGAAGGAGUUCAUGUUGCGGAGACGAAGAAAGAAGUAUUCGAUGCUGUUGUCAAGUUUGUUGAAGAGCUUCCGGGAGGAGAACAUUUGAACGAGAUGAAACUAUUCAAACUUCUUAUCGAAAUGUAUGGAGGAAGUCCACUAGAAUCCCUGGCUCUACAAGUUGUAUUCUCCCGAAUUGUUGCUGAUGGAUGGACAGAUUUCGAUAGAACUCCUGGAACGGAAAAGAGUGAUGAAUCUUGGUUCGCAGUGCUCGUGGAAAUGAUUGAUUUUUUGGAUGUGGCAAUGAAGUCGGCGAAGAAUUCAAUCAUCAAAUCUUAUACAGCACUCUACUGUCAAUUGUACAGUCAAGUAUUGAAGAACAGUCAGAAGUUUGUAAGGAAUAGUUUGAACGCUGUAGCUUCGCGGACACUUAGUGUUGAAAUCGAAAGGGGAUUCAUUCUUCGUCGUCACAAAUUGAGUCAGGAUGUUUCUCGAUUAGUAGAUGGGAUGAAACGAAAUGAGUCGUAUUUCUCUAUGCUAGCAGCUUCUAUCAUCGGAGACGCUGUCUUCUAUGGAUCGGACAGUCUGUUGGCCAUGUCGAAACUUCAUUCAUUGGCUGAUAAAAACGCAUCUGGUCUUCUCGCAACUAAUCUUCCAGCGGUCGAAAGAACGAGAUACAAGAAGUUCCUGUCUACGAUUACAAGGGCUUCCAAGAGAGUUUACUGA